Messenger RNA from Anastrepha obliqua, 2175 nucleotides. Its product is annotated as nose resistant to fluoxetine protein 6. The record is from RefSeq and is a predicted model, not a curated record. Gene Ontology annotation, molecular function: acyltransferase activity, transferring groups other than amino-acyl groups. Bases 1 to 2010 code for a protein of 669 amino acids. Lineage: Eukaryota; Metazoa; Arthropoda; Insecta; Diptera; Tephritidae. The transcript has 11 exons.
AUGUUUUAUAAAAUGUUAUUGUGGCUUUUCGCGAUUGCGAGUUAUUUUGCUGGUUUUUCAAGUAGCUACGAAAUGAAUAUGACGAGAUACUUCAAAAUGCCAGACCUUUAUGAUUUCGAUGAUUAUGAUCGUUGUUUACAAGAAUUCAAGCAUCGAGAGACAUAUUGUUUUGUGCGCGCUGAGGUGCUGCCGCAAGAAAACUCGGAGGUAUGGCAAACCAUUGCUGAGAUAUCGAAAUACAACAAACAUCACUUUAAUCAUCGGCAUCUGUAUUAUGGCUUAUGUUUGCGCUGGUGUGAAGAGGAUUUAAUGGAAGCUGGGGCCGAUGUGGUCAAAGAACUUUAUGCUGGAUUACUCACCAACAACACAAAGCUCAACACAUACGUGGGUUUAUUCACCGCGGAGGAGUCCAAUCGUAUACAAUAUAAUACUAUAUUGAAUCAAUGUAUAAACUUGAAAUUAGCACAAACAUAUGGACUAAAAGCUGUCAGUAUGAUUGAAUAUUGCGAAACCAACCAUAAAGUUGUCGAAAUGGACACGUGGAACCUGACAUUCUAUGCCAUCACUUUUGUGCUGAUUUUGUUAGUUGCCAGCAGCAGUUUAUUUGAUUUCUAUCUCAAGCAUAGGCCUAGCGACAAAGAAAUCUCAAAGGAGGGUCACUACAAAAACGCAGUCACAGGCAGAGGCAACAGAUUCUGUGUCAGCUUUUCAAUAGCGCGCAAUUGGUAUCGCUUAAAUCAGGAACCAGUUGGCAAAUUGGGACGUGAUCUACGCUUUCUUGAUUGCUUCAAAUUUUUCUCUAUGUUCCUGGUGGUUUUCGCUCACACAAACUGGAUUCUGUAUGAGGGCGCCUUGAGCAAUCCCCAGGAUGUUGAACGAUUGUUGCAUACCCUUGCAGGCACUUUGCUAAUAUCCGGUGGUUUAAUUACGAUCACUUUUUUCGUCUUUAGUGGCUUAUUGUUGACUAUAAAUUGGCUGGCAUUUACAAAAAUCAAAAACGAUUUGAGCACCAUGGAAUAUGUGGAGGCUUUUAUUAAGUUUAAUAUAUUCCGUUAUUUGCGAUUGACCAUACCAUAUGGGUUUGCUAUUUUAUUGAGUGGUGUGUAUUUUGAAAAUCCCGGUGGACCACUUUGGCGUCACAUUUUUGAACGUGAGCAGCUCGCUUGUCGUAAGAAUUGGUGGGCCAAUUUACUGUAUAUCAAUAAUUAUUAUCGCAACGAUGAGAAGUGCAUGCUUCAGAGUUGGUAUUUGGCGUCCGACACUUUUUCGUUUAUACUUUCGUUGCUCGUACUAAUGAUCGCACACAAGUGGCCUCACUUACGAAACUGGAUUUUCGGUUGCGUUGGCAGCUUCUUUUUUGUUCUGCCCGGUUUUGUAGCAUAUUUCGGGAACUAUGAUCCCUUUUUUGUGCCUUCACCGCAAACACAAAAGGACUCCUUCAUAGACGAUCGCGAAUUCAGCGAAUUAUAUGCGCCAUUCCAUAUGAAUUUCUGUUGCUAUUUCUGUGGUGUACUGUCCGCUAUAGCCUACGAUGAAAUGUCUAAGAAACAAUUCAAAUUGCAUAAAAGCAAGUUGUUUCAAUGCCUUUGGUAUGCCCUCAUUCCAGUUGGUAUUCUAUGGCUGUUUUCGUCUCAUCCUAUUUACCAACAUUACUACGAGGAGCAGUCACUUUUCUGGAAUAGUGUCUAUGCCGCCAUACAACGCAACACUUGGGCAAUUGGUUUGAGCGUCUUUGUUGUGGGCAUGGCCGGUAAAGUGGGAGGUUUGUUCCGCAAGUUCUCUUGUUUGCCUAUUUUCCGUAUUUUGGGACGUCUCACCUAUGGCGCUUUCGUGAUACACAUUUUUGUGGCACGCAUCGUAUUGAGCACUUUGAGAACACCGCUUUUCUUUGCGCCUGGCAUUAUGUUUUCUUUCAUACUUUCCACUCUGGUGGGUUCUUAUUUGCUCUCGCUGGUGUUGGCUAUUUUGAUUGAAUUACCUACAUCUGCCUUGCUGAAACUUAUGCGUUAAGUUCAUGUAUGGAAUAAGAGAAGAAAAGAGCUGAUUGCCACAAUUACCCGGAGAAUGUAAAAAUCAUUGCCAGGAAUUUCGUUUUUAAAGACUUAUAAAUAUAAUUCAAAAAAAUUUCAACGCUCAUCGCAUGAGUAUACCGCCUUCUUCUAGGAAUAAGUUUUA